Pecten maximus is the source of this 1860-nucleotide messenger RNA. RefSeq names its product extensin-like. The record is from RefSeq and is a predicted model, not a curated record. The transcript has a single exon. The coding region runs from base 1 to 1860 and encodes 619 amino acids. Lineage: Eukaryota; Metazoa; Mollusca; Bivalvia; Pectinida; Pectinidae.
AUGCCCUCUCCCCCUUUAAACCACCUUCCUGUCCCGUCGCACUUCCCCCUGUUCCCCCCCCUUUCCUUUACCUUUCGUCCCCCCCCCCUUUUUCCCAACCCCUUCCUACCUUACUGCCUCCCCCCUCUUCCAAACCCGCCUUGUUCCCUUCCCCCUCAACAACCCUCCUUUGUAAACCUCCCUUCCCCCCCUUACAACCCACCCCUACCCUUUCCCCUUUCCCCCCCCAAAAACCUUCUCCGACUCCUCUCCUCCCCACAAACCCCCACUUCCUUCCUCGUACUCCUUUCUCCCCCUCGUUACAACCCACCUUUCUGUACCGUACUACUCUCUCCCCCUCGUAACCACUCACCUACCUGUACCGUACUGCCCUCUCCCCCUCGUUACAACCCACUUUUCUGUACCGUACUGCCCUCUCUCCCUCGUAACCACUCACCUACCUGUACCGUACUGUCCUCUCCCCCUCGUAACCACUCACCUACCUGUACCGUACUGCCCUCUCCCCAUCGUUACAAUCCACCUUCCUGUACCGUACUGUCCUCUCCCCCUCGUAACCACUCACCUUCCUGUACCGUACUGCCCUCUCCCCCUCGUUACAACCCACCUUCCUGUACCGUACUGCCCUCUCCCCCUCGUAACCACUUACCUACCUGUACCGUACUGCCCUCUCCCUCUCGUAACCACUCACCGUCCUGUACCGUACUGCCCUCUCCCCCUCGUUACAACCCACCUUCCUGUACCGUACUGCCCUCUCCCCCUCGUAACCACUUACCUACCUGUACCGUACUGCCCUCUCCCUCUCGUAACCACUCACCUUCCUGUACCGUACUGUCCUCUCCCCCUCGUAACCACCCAUCUUCCUGUACCGUACUGCCAUCUCUCCCUCGUAACAACUCACCUUCCUGUACCGUACUGCCUCUCCCCCUCGUUACAACACCAACCUUCCUGUACCGUACUGCCCUCUCCCCCUCAUUAACAACCCAACUUCCUGUACCGUACUGCCCUCUCCCCCUCGUUACAACCCACCUUCCUGUACCGUACUGCCCUCUCCCCCUCGUAACAAUCCACCUUCCUGUACCGUACUGCCCUCUCCCCCUCGUUACAACCCACCUUCCUGUACCGUACUGCCCUCUCCCCCUCGUUACAACCCACCUUCCUGUACCGUACUGCCCUCUCCCCCUCGUAACAACUCACCUUCCUGUACCGUACUGCCCUCUCCCCCUCGUAACAACCCACCUUCCUGUACCGUACUGCCCUCUCCCCCUCGUUACAACCCACCUUCCUGUACCGUACUGUCCCUCUCCCCCUCGUUACAACUCACCUACCUGUACCGUACUGUCCUCUCCCCCUCGUUACAAAUCACCGUCCUGUAUUGUACUGCCCUCUCCCCCUCGUAACAACCCACCUUCCUGUACCGUACUGUCCUCUCCCCCUCGUUACAACCCACCUUCCUGUACCGUACUGUCCUCUCCCCCUCGUUACAACCCAUCUUUCUGUACCGUACUGUCCUCUCCCCCUCGUUACAACCCACCUUCCUGUACCGUACUGUCCUCUCCCCCUCGUUACAACCCACCUUUCUGUACCGUACUACUCUCUCCCCCUCGUAACCACUCACCUACCUGUACCGUACUGCCCUCUCCCCCUCGUUACAACCCACCUUCCUGUACCGUACUGCCCUCUCCCCCUCGUAACCACUCACCUUCCUGUACCGUACUGUCCUCUCCCCCUCGUUACAACCCACCUUCCUGUAUCGUACUGCCCUCCCCCCCUCGUUACAACCCACCUUCCUGUAUCGUACUGCCCUCUCCCCCUCGUUACAACCAACCUUUCCUGUAUCGUACUGCCCUCUCCCCCUCGUAA